Messenger RNA from Chinchilla lanigera (long-tailed chinchilla), 948 nucleotides. Its product is annotated as olfactory receptor 5M10-like. The coding region runs from base 1 to 948 and encodes 315 amino acids. The transcript has a single exon. The record is from RefSeq and is a predicted model, not a curated record. Lineage: Eukaryota; Metazoa; Chordata; Mammalia; Rodentia; Chinchillidae. Gene Ontology annotation, cellular component: membrane. Gene Ontology annotation, biological process: sensory perception of smell; G protein-coupled receptor signaling pathway. Gene Ontology annotation, molecular function: odorant binding; G protein-coupled receptor activity; olfactory receptor activity.
AUGUCCUCCCCUAACCACACCCUAGUGAUGGAUUUCAUUCUCCUGGGGCUCACAGACAACCCCACGCUGGAGAAGGUGCUGUUCGCGGUGUUCCUGCUGGUCUACCUGAUCACGCUGGCAGGAAAUCUGUGCAUGAUCCUGCUCAUCCGCACCACUCCCCACCUCCAGACCCCCAUGUACUUCUUCCUGGGCCACCUCUCCUUUGUGGACGUUUGCUACUCCUCCAACGUUACUCCGAACAUGCUGCACAACCUCCUCUCCGAUCAGAAGACCAUUUCCCUGGCAGGCUGCUUCACACAGUGCUUCUUCUUCAUCGCCCUGGUUAUUGCCGAGUUUUACAUGCUGGCGUGCAUGGCCCUGGAUCGCUAUGUGGCCAUUUGCAGCCCUCUGCACUACAGUAGCAGGAUGUCCAGGCGCGUCUGUGUCUCGCUGGUCAGCUUCCCUUACCUGUUCGGCUUCGUGAAUGGGCUGUCUCAGGCCCUGCUGACUUUCCACUUGUCCUUCUGUGGCUCCCUGGAAAUCAAUCACUUCUACUGCGCCGACCCUCCACUGUUAGUGUUGACCUGCUCUGAUGCCCGGGUCAAAGAGAUGGCGAUGUUCGUUGUUGCUGCCUUCACUCUGUCCAGCUCUCUCUUGGUUAUCCUUCUGUCCUACAUUUUCAUUGCUGCGGCCAUCCUGAAGAUUCGUUCUGCAGAAGGCAGGCGCAAAGCCUUUUCUACUUGUGGUUCCCACCUGACGACGGUCACCAUAUUUUAUGGAACGCUGUUCUGCAUGUACUUAAGACCUCCGUCUGAGAAGUCUGUGGAAGAGUCCAAAGUAAUUGCUGUGUUUUAUACUUUUUUGAGCCCAAUGCUGAAUCCAUUGAUCUACAGCUUAAGGAACAAGGAUGUGAUCCGUGCCAUGCAGCUCUUGGUCAGGGUAAACUUUUUUCAGAAAAUUACAGUUUAG